UCAUCCACAGAGACACACUUAGAGGGCUUAUUGGAGGAUCUGGGCUUGGACCAGCAUUACAAUGAGAAGCUUUCCCUGAGCACAAUACUUCAGAUUGAUGAGAAGACCAUGACUGAUGAACCUACCAGAUGUAAUUCAGAUCUUCCAUGGUAUUUUCUGAAGAAACUGAUGAUGGUUAAUGUGACAGCUAGAAAUGUGAAAUGUGAAAUGUCAGAGAAUACAGAGUUUGAUCUUGACAAUCUGGUUGACAGUCCAAAUUCAUGUGACAUGAUGAAUCCCCUUGACAUAAUCGCUGCUCUCUUUCUGUGUUCUGAUGGUUUUGUACAGCAGGAGAUGGCACUCAAAAUGUCUAUGUGUCAGUUUUCUGUGCCUCUGCUGCUUCCCAAUUGUGACACAGAAAAGUGCACACUUAUGCUGUGGGCCAUGAGAGACAUUGUUAAAAAGUACAGACCUCAGUCACUGUCUGAAUCCAAGGGUUUCAUUGAAGACAGAAUUGUUCUCUCAGAUCAUCCAAUGAUAUCUUUUGUGAGACUGGGUGAAUGCUCCUUGUCCAAGUCAGAGAUUCUCAAUAAGCUUCUGAGCAAUUCUCAGCAGUACCAUGACACCUUUGUUCACCAUAAUAUGGAGUGUGGAGACAGUCCAAGGAGAAUAUCCAAUGGAUUGGUUGAAAUGACUUGGUACCUCCCUUGUGGGAACAAAAACAUGGAUAUUUUCAGUGAGCCAGUUGCUGUAGCUAACCUUCGUGGGGACAUUGCUUCAUUUGAAACACAAUACUCUUUUUUGUGUCAGACAUCUACAGCAGUUUUUGUGUUCUUUGACAAUUUGGACUCUGAGUGCAGGCUGCUGACCAACCAACACCAGAAGGCGCAGAUUUUCUUAGUGGGCCAUCAGAGUAAGAACUUCAGUUUAGAAUCUCUGAAAAAAAUAGCAACCAAAUUGGGCUUGACCAAAAAUGUCCUUUUGAAAACUAAACAAAUGAACGAUGCAGAAUUUGUCAAAAAAAUGCGGAAAACAGUCAAGGAUGUGGUUGAGACAUCAAAGAUGAAGAUGCCAAUAGAGCAGAUGGCUGACAUUGCACAUGAACUGGGAAUCUUGGUUGAUGAAGACUCUACAGAGUGCCAGACUGCCAAGAAAAAUGCAGAUGCCAUCACUACAGUAAUUCAAGACACCCUGGCGUACAAAGAGGCCCAGCUUCCCUUGCAAGGCCAAAUAUGGAAAGAAUUGACUUGCUUAGAGAAGGAAGAAUUUCGACUGAAAAACAUUGGGUCUGAAAACAUUGAAGAUUACAAAAGCAAUCUUCAGAUAAAGAAAAAAAAACUUCGGGAAAAACAGAACUCGUAUGACAUGUCAAACGCUAUGACAUGCUUCAUUGAUGCAAUAUCAAGCACAGGGAUAGAGAGGUGCUAUUUCCUGAAAUGGAUGCGGAUUAAUCUUGAUAACUUGUCUCGAGAAAAACUGUCUGGUCUCAGGGAGCAGUACAAAAAGAAAUGCGAAAAUUCUGAAAACAAAGAGGAGAUUAAAGACAUUGACAGAAAACUUUCCAACAGCUCAUUGGGGAUUGAACACUUCUUCCGUGAAAUGGGUCAAAUCUAUGAAGCUUCAGUUUCCCUUCCAGAAACACACCCAUCACGUCAACAAUUACAGCAUCUUCCAAAACUCUGUGCAGGAUUGUUGCUUGAUGGAUUUCCUCUUGAGCUUGUUGAUGGAGAUGCAUCCAAUAUACCUCUCAGAUGGGUGAGUGACGUUCUCUCUCAGCUCAAUGACUUGGUGUCUCCUAAGAGCAAGAUAUUGGUGGUCACAGUUCUUGGAGUUCAGAGCACUGGAAAGUCCACCCUCCUUAACACCAUGUUUGGAGUGCAGUUUGCCGUCAGCAGUGGUCGAUGCACUCGAGGUGCCUUUAUGUUGCUCAUCAGAGUCAAUGAAGAUGUGAAAAAAGUACUCAGCUGUGACUACAUGGUGAUCAUUGACACUGAAGGCUUAAAGUCACCAGAGCUUGCACAACUGGAUGAUAGCCAUGAGCAUGACAAUGAGCUUGCAACACUCGUUGUGGGGCUGAGUGAUAUCACCAUUAUCAAUAUUGCCAUGGAGAAUUCAACUGAAAUGAAGGACAUCCUACAAAUAGUCGUGCAUGCUUUUCUCAGAAUGAAAGAGGUUGGCAAAAAGCCCAAAUGUCAGUUUGUUCACCAGAAUGUGUCAGAUGUUUCAGCACAAGAGAAGAACUUACGAGACAGGAAAAUGCUCUUGCAGCAGUUAAAUGAGAUGACCCAGGCAGCAGCCAAAAUGGAAAAGAAAGAAGAGAACAAGCUCUUCACUGAUGUGAUGGAGUACAGUCCAGAUACUGGGAAUUGGUACAUUCCUGGACUCUGGAAUGGGAACCCACCAAUGGCACCAGUCAAUGCAGGGUACAGUGAAGCUGUGUAUGAGCUCAAGAAGAACAUAAUCCAAAUGUUGGGAAACUGCGAAUCAUCUAACAAUAUUUCUGAGUUCACAGCGUGGAUGUCAAGUCUGUGGAAUGCAGUGAAACAUGAAAACUUCAUCUUUAGCUUCAGAAACAGCCUGGUGGCUGAUGCCUACAUGAAGCUCUGCACAGAAUUCAACAAAUGGGAAUGGGAAUUCAAAAAAGAAAUGUACACCUGGGUCACAAAUGCUGAAACAAGAAUUUCCAAUUUCGGUAAAUUUGAUGUGAAAUCUGAGAAUCAUGAUAUGAGAGAACUUCUCAUGUGCUUGGAGAGUGAAGCUUCCACACUGCUGUUUAAAUGGGAGACAAAGCUUCUUGAAAAUCUGACACAGUACUUCAAGCAAACUGAGGGUCAUGUUUAUCUGGUAGAAAGAUACAAAGAGGACUUUGCAAACAGUUCAAAGAGCCUUCGCAAAGAAAUGAAGAGGUCUGUGUCUAAACAGCUUCAAGCAGCAGCUGACAUCAGACAGGGAAUGGUAAAGCUUGAUAAAGUCAAGGAUAAUCACACAAAACAGUUAGAGGGAAGAGUGUGUGCAUUAGUUGAGGAAUGCCGGAAGAAAAAAGUCAAGAUGACAGACACAGAGUUGGACAAAGAAUUUGAUAAGAUGUGGACUAAAACCUUGAAAGAACUAUUGUUUUCCAAACAGAAGGCUACAGAUGUCUUCACCACUGUGUCUCAUUAUUUGAGAACAAAUGUCUUACAUAAGGGUGGGCAUGCAAAUGAAAUAUUGAGUAAAAAAGACUUGAAAAAUUGUGGACUUGAGCCUUUCAAAUACACAGUAGAAGGAAUACUUAACCGAAUUAAAAGCUUGCUCUCCUUUCAACAUCACACAGCAGAUGUACAAAAAAUGGCUGACAGCAUCAUAGCUGCUUGCUCACAGUAUGUGAGUGAAAAAAUGGGAAGGAAAAGUAAUUACCAUGACACUUACAUUGAGGAGAUCCUUCACAUGAUUGAUGAGAGUCUGCAAAACAACCAAGAUCUGAAGACAGGCAUUGAGUUUGAAGUUUCCCUAAAACAGCACAUCUGUGGAUUUGCAGCCAGGAAGUUUCAGAAAAUGCAUGAAGAUUUCAUAGAAGAGAAUGAUCCUUACAGAUGUCUACAUCAAAACAAGAAAAAGUUUUGUGCAGAUUUCAAAGAUGUGUUCCAUGAACGAGACCAGUGCCAGAAGAAGGCAGAAGAAUUCACUAAACAAUGUUUGAAGCCUGCAGUCGAAGACUUUGUCAACCGCUUCUUGGGUCCUGACAUCACUGGUGAAAUGUUGACAUGUCAGCAGUUCAGCACACGAAUGUUCUUCCAGUACUCAAUUUUACUGGAUUUGCUCUCCAAGGAUGACUUUGAAAACUAUUGGAGCUACAGUAGCUCAUAUGAGGAUUAUGUGAAGAAAUGGACACUCAACCAAAUAAAAGAACACUUCUCCAACCCGUCUAGAGUGUUUGAGUUUGAGGAUCGACACAUUCAGUCAAGUAUCAGGAGCAUAAACAAUGCCAUCAACAAGGCCAAAACAGGAAAGAGUGGCAACUUGAAGACAUUUGUUGAAGAUAUCUGCAAAAAACUUGGGGAUAAACUGGUUAUUUCCCAGGAUGCUCUUAGUGCUUUCCUAAUCCUGAAUAAUGCAGACCAGGAACAGUUUGCUUACUGGCUCACAAAGUGUAUUGAAGACAUGGCUCAAGCUCUUAGAGAGAAGUUUGAAAAAUCCAACAUCGAAAUGAAACUAAAAAAUCUUGAUGUGAAACCUCAGAAUGAGCUUUUCACCAGACUGAUUGGAUGUGGUAAACAGUGUCCAUUCUGCAAAGCACCUUGUGAUGCAGGAGGAAAACAACAUACUGAACACUGGACUUCUCUACAUCGGUCACAGGGUCUUGGUACAUACAGGUGGGAUGAUACAAAUAAACUUCUUACUGAUGUGUGCUCUUCUCUUGUGACCACUAACAUAUCAUUUUGGCACUAUUGUCCAGACAAAAAACUGCAUCCUUACAAGCGUUACAGAGAAAUUUUCCCAGACUGGACAAUUGUUCCAGAUGUAAGCCAUGAGGCAUCAGACUACUGGAAAUAUGUAUUUGCAAGGUUCAACAACAAGUUUGCUAGUAGCUAUUCUGCAAAGCCUGCUGAUAUUCCUGCAACAUGGUACAGUAUCAAAUGUGACCAGGCAAAAGCAAGCCUGAAAGAGUCAUUUAACAUCAAGUGAGAGACUACACGCUCUGUGGCUACAGAGAUACACACUCUUCUCAUGACAUUCAUACAUUUACCCUCUUCUGAUGGAUACUUUUGUUUGUUUUGAAUAAUGUAGGAGAUAAUCACAAGUAGUAACAUACUGUAUAUAUGACUACAAGGUUGAAGAUACACAGAUGUUCUUAUUUUAACGGAGUGGAGAGGACGCUGGUGUUGUUUGUUGCUAUUGACUGCCUCCUGAACACUCACAACUCCCGACGACUUGGCUUCUCACUACAACAACGGCAUCAACACCAUCCUUAAUUUUCUCGCUCCUCUGAAAACCAGGUCUGUCUCCUUCUCCACCUCUGCUCCUUGGUUCACUUCUGAGCUACGGCAGAUGAAAGCUAAAGGUCGACAGCUUGAGCGACUGUACAGAAAAACGGGUCUUGCAAUUCAUAAAGAGAUGCACAAAAAUCACAUACUACAUUAUAAGGACUCCAUUUCUCAAACUCCACCAAACUCAACUACUACUCUGACAUAAUCAGUUCAAAUGAAGGUAACUCAAAGACACUGUUUUCUCUUCUCAACAAUAUUCUUAGACCUGGCCUCUAAACUGCUUUCUGUAACUCCCUGACGUCCUUCUUCAAUGAGAAAAUUCACCAGAUCCACCAUCAAUUAGCCCUAAGCUCCUCUUUCAGCACCUCCCCUGAACCCCGUUUGACAUCUCACUUAUUCUCCUCUUUUCAACUCCCCUCUGACUCAGAUAUCUCAGACUUCAUCCGAAAGUCCAAGCCCUCCACCUGUCAGUUAGAUCCUCUCCCCACAGUUCUGGUUAAAGCCUGCCUCCCCUCUGUUCCCCCUUAUCUAUGCCAUCAUCCACUCCUCUCUCUGCACUGGAAUUUACACUAUCUACUCAACAGAUUAAUCUCCAUCGGAAUAUCACACACACCGCUUGACUGGUUUAAAUCCUACCUUUCAGGCCGCACUCAGUUCAUCCAACUCCAAUCCUUCAGUUCCCAGCCGUCCCCCGUCACCGCUGGUGUGCCCCAGGGCUCUGUCCUGCGGCCCCUACUCUUCAUCAUCUACCUACUUCCCCUUGGCAAUAUAUUCCGCAAAUAUGAUAUCCAUUUCCACUGCUACACGGAUGACACCCAGCUCUACCUGUCCAGCAAACCCAAUUCCACUCUCCCACCUUGACUGCCUCAGUGAACUCCUGGUUCUCCGCCAACUUUCUCAAACUUAACAGUGAUAAAACUGAAGUCCUCCUCAUUGGCACAAAAUCAACCCUUGCCAAAGCCGACAGUUCUUCCAUCACAAUCGACCACUCCUCUGUCUUCCCCUCCCCUCAUGUUAAGAGUCUGGGUGUCGUCCUCAACAUUUCCAAUCACAUAUCAAUAAAAUCACCUGGUCUGCAUAUUUCCAUCUACGUAGUAUCAAUCGUCUCCGCCCCUCCCUCUCUCCCCACUCCACUGCUAUUCUUGUACACAGCCAUGUCACCUCCCGCAUCAACUACUGCAACUCCCUUCUGACCCUCUUUGGUCUACCUCACAAAUACCUCCAAAAACUCCAACUUGUACAGAACUCUGCAGCUCGGAUCGUCACUAGAACCCCCCUCCAUCCACCACAUCAUCACUGUUCUGCAGCAACUCCACUGGCUUCUGGUCAAGUUCCGAAUAGACUUCAAAAUCCUCCUGUUUACAUUCCAGGCCAUCCACAACUUUUCCCCUCCUUAUCUGUCUGACCUCCUCCACAUCGCCACCCCUUCCUGUUCCCUCAGAUCUGCCUCCUCCAUCCACCUCUCUGUCCCCCCCGCCCGCCUCCUCACCAUGGGGAGCAGUACUUUCAGUCGCUCUGCCCCCCGACUCUGGAACUCACUUCCUCCGGACAUCAGGAAUCUGGACUCUCUCCCGCUCUUCAAAUCGAGGCUAAAAACUAAUGUGUGCUUUAGAAUUGCACAUCUCACUUAACCUGAACCACAACCUCACUUUAGUCUGUUUUAUUUCUUAUUGUUUUGUUUCUUAUUUACUGUUUCUUUAUUAAUUGUACGGUGUCCUCGAGUGCCCAGGGAAGCGCCUUCAAAUAAAAUGUAUUAUUAUUAUUAUUAUUAUUAUUAUUAUUAUUAUUAAAUAUACCAGUACAAAAGACAAGAGAAAAUCACAUGCCUGUGCAUUCCUCUACCUGAGAUUGAAUUUAACAUGUUUAAUGAAAAUAAUGUGCUUUAACUGUAUGUUGAUAAUUACGCCUUUCUCUGAUUUUGCUUUUUAUGAUUUUGUCUAAUGAAUUUCAUUGUAUUUUUGUAUGAUGACAUACACAAUAAAUCAAAGCAACCAAGUGACAGAAAAAGGUGUCAAAUUAAGUAUGAUAUGCAAUGUUUUUUUGUUUUGUUUCUGUUAUG
Scomber scombrus (Atlantic mackerel) is the source of this 7005-nucleotide messenger RNA. RefSeq names its product up-regulator of cell proliferation-like. The transcript has a single exon. The annotation marks the transcript as partial. Gene Ontology annotation, molecular function: GTP binding. Lineage: Eukaryota; Metazoa; Chordata; Actinopteri; Scombriformes; Scombridae. The record is from RefSeq and is a predicted model, not a curated record.